This is a messenger RNA of Rhinichthys klamathensis goyatoka, 1118 nucleotides long. RefSeq names its product C-type lectin domain containing 1 (gene cldc1). The transcript has 6 exons. Lineage: Eukaryota; Metazoa; Chordata; Actinopteri; Cypriniformes; Leuciscidae. The record is from RefSeq and is a predicted model, not a curated record. The coding region runs from base 239 to 1033 and encodes 264 amino acids.
AGAGAGCUGUAAAAAGGAGCAGUUCGUACAAGUCUGAGCAGAGAAAACUCAGGAAGAACUUUCUCUUCUUAAUUCUUCCAGGGAAGCUCUCCUUUGAUUGCUCUCCUCUUCAUGGACUGUUAGUUCAUUGUUGGUGAUCUGGAGGACAGGACUACAAGAUAAAGACAUUAGUUAAAAAGCUCAGCUAUUAAAUAAAGAAGACGGUGGUCGACAGAUUUACUGAACUUUAUGUUUUAAGAUGGAAGAUAUUGAAAAUUACACCAGUUUACAAGAGUUCACAGAAGACAUCUCUCAUAGUGGGAACAGACCCAUACUCACAUCACAGGGCAAACAAGGUGUUCAGAAAGGGACGAAGUGUUUGAGGGGACAGGCUUCUCUUGUCCUGCUCAUUGCUCUAUUGACCUCAGUUUGUGCAAACAUAGUACUUGGCAUUUUCUUGGUAAACAGUCGCAGAUCAUCAGUCACUGUAGAGCCAGUCAAGAGUGAUGAGUCUGAGGCUGGGUCUCUGUCUCUGAAACUUACUACCAUGCAGGAGCGUUUCUCCCGCCUCUGCUCAGAAUACACAACUCUUGGACAGACUUGUUCAAAACCGGUGAUCAAAUGUAUGCCAUGCCCAGAGGACUGGAUGCAUUUAGAAGGGAGGUGUUAUUUCUUUAGUGAGGAUAAACUUGACUGGCAGCACAGCAAAGAGAGCUGCGCGUCCAUGGAUGGCCAUCUGACAAUACUGCACAGCCACGAACAACAUCACACCCUUGAGGGUGUCGCACGCAAUCAUGGUGGAUUUGACUACCAUUUCUGGAUCGGCUUAUCAGACGCUGAGACUGAGGGAGUGUGGAAAUGGGUGGACAACACAGUGGUUAAUAAGACGUACUGGAAUGAAUGGCAUAAAGAGCCCAAUAAUCACCAGUCAGGAGGGGUUCAUGGAGAAGACUGCGCAGUGCUGGACUCGCAUUCGAAAACCUGGUUUGACGUGCCCUGUGAUUUCAGUUAUAAACGUAUCUGUGAGAUGGAUCCUAUCACCUUUAACAUUUGAAUUGAAAUUGAAAUGUGUAAAAAUGUAGCCUAUAUCUAUUUUUCUAUUGCCCUCCUUCUUUUAAAUAAACAGUGACAUUCUCAGA